AUGCCAACAUUUCGACAAAUCCACCAGCACAACAAACCUGCGAACUUCUCGGGGAGUUCGGUGGUGGUUGCAGGGUUUGCUGGGGAUCCUCUCUUUCGUCUCUCUCUUGGCCAAGCGCUGGCGAUGAAUAUUGGCGGUGCGGGCCUUAUGGCUGCGGUUUUUGAACAAGAUGUUUGCGUUUGGUAUUGGAUUAACAUUGUGGUGGACACAACGUUAGGUGUGUAUGUACAGUACAUGCUUCUUCAAGGUGCUCGCCGCCUUCUGAAGGGGGCAGCCUGCUUGGAGUACGGCUCUUACGGUUCUCCACCGCGGUGGUCUGCAUGCUUUGCCCAGGCGAUGUCUUGGCAGGUGUUUUGUCUUUUGAUGAAGAUUGCUGCAAGCGCAUUCAUGCUGGCUCUUCAGGAACCCCUAGUUUUCAUCGGCAGUGCUCUCCUGGCUUCAUUGGACACAAAUCCGAAUGCGAAGCUGUUUGUAGUGAUGGUGGCGACGCCGCUUGUGAUGAAUUCUCUGCAGUAUUGGCUGACUGACAGCUUUAUAAAGAACCGUGCUUCUCCAAGGUAUAUGAUAUAG
Eimeria acervulina is the source of this 570-nucleotide messenger RNA. RefSeq lists its product as hypothetical. The transcript has 8 exons. The record is from RefSeq and is a predicted model, not a curated record. NCBI's taxonomy places the organism in Eukaryota, Apicomplexa, Conoidasida, Eucoccidiorida, Eimeriidae. Gene Ontology annotation, cellular component: membrane. Bases 1 to 570 code for a protein of 189 amino acids.